GGGGCCGGGAUGGGGCAGCGCGAUCGGAUGUUCAAGGUGCUGGUGGUGGGAGAUGCCACGGUGGGGAAAACGUCGCUGGUGCAGCGGUACGCGAACGACAGCUUCAACCGGCACUACAAGUCCACGGUGGGAGUGGAUUUUGCUCUGAAGGUGGUCCAGUGGUCGGAGUCCGAGACAGUUCGGCUUCAGCUCUGGGACAUUGCAGGACAGGAACGCUUCACCUCCAUGACUCGACUCUACUACAGGGAGGCAGCUGCCUGCAUCAUCAUGUUUGAUGUCACCAAUGUCAGCACCUUCAGCAACAGCCAGAAGUGGAAGCAGGAUUUGGACAGCAAGCUCCUGCUGCCAGAUGGCAACCCUGUGCCUUGCCUGCUGCUGGCAAACAAAUGUGACCUUUCCCCGUGGGCAGUGACAAGAGAAGAAGUGGAUCGGUUCAGCAAGGAAAAUGGCUUCUCUGGUUGGGUGGAGACAUCUGUCAAGGAAAACAAGAACAUUAAUGAGUCCAUGAGAGUCCUGAUUGAAAAGAUGAUAUCCACAUCUACUGGGGAUGGAAGUUCCUCUGCCACUGGGAGUGGGGAUUAUAUUAACAUCAAAGAGACAGCCCCACCAGGCUGGGCUUGCUGUUAG
This is a messenger RNA of Indicator indicator, 627 nucleotides long. It is a transcript of the gene RAB29, whose product is annotated as RAB29, member RAS oncogene family. Gene Ontology annotation, molecular function: GTPase activity; GTP binding. The record is from RefSeq and is a predicted model, not a curated record. Gene Ontology annotation, biological process: vesicle-mediated transport. Gene Ontology annotation, cellular component: Golgi apparatus; trans-Golgi network; vesicle. The coding region runs from base 10 to 627 and encodes 205 amino acids. The transcript has 5 exons. NCBI's taxonomy places the organism in Eukaryota, Metazoa, Chordata, Aves, Piciformes, Indicatoridae.